Stylophora pistillata is the source of this 1075-nucleotide messenger RNA. Its product is annotated as monocarboxylate transporter 4. Gene Ontology annotation, molecular function: transmembrane transporter activity. Gene Ontology annotation, biological process: transmembrane transport. NCBI's taxonomy places the organism in Eukaryota, Metazoa, Cnidaria, Anthozoa, Scleractinia, Pocilloporidae. The record is from RefSeq and is a predicted model, not a curated record.
CUACUGUGACUAAGCGACGGACACUGAAACUGUGAUCACGAUGUUGUGCAGGGGAGACUUAUCUUCGUACAAGCAGGAUAGUAUCUGGUCGUGGUUUAUUUGUUUCUGCACGACGAUAUGCAUGGUGCUUUCGGUUGGAUUUACGUUCGCUCUUGGUGUUCUCUUUCCAGUUUUAAUGAAUUAUUUUGACGAAAACCGAGAGAAAACAGCAUGGGUCUCAUCUAUCAUAAUAGGCGUAUUUUGUUUCCUUGGUCCUAUUUCGAGUUCAAUCCUGAACAGAUUUGGUAUGCGGGUCACUACGAUUUUGGGUUGUUUGUCGUGUGCAGUUGGCCUUGCACUGGGUUCAUUUACUCCAAACAUCAUUAUCCUCUACGUUGCCUUUAGCUUGCCUUUUGCUAUUGGGGUAUCGGCCAUCUACGUGGUUUCACCAAUCAUUGUAUUUCAAUACUUCAUCCAGAGACGAUCGUUUGCUCUUGGAAUCGUCACUGCUGGGCAAGGAUUGGGAACAAUGAUUCUUGGACCAGCUCUUCAAGCUUUAGUUGAUAUCUUUGGUUGGAAGAACUCUUUCCGCUUAUUUGCCGGUAUUUUAGCUUUUGCAUCACUUACUGGAGUCAUCCUUCACAGAAAAAGUACUCGUUUAGAGACUGAUGAACGACAAGAAGCCCGUAGAAAGAAACCUCCGCGAAACCUUUCGUUGUUAAGGGAUCCUAUCAUCUUCAUGAUAGUGCUGAGAAAUGGACUUACCACAUUUGCUCGUCUGGUGCCGUACGUACACAUAGUAGGGUUCAUGGCAGAUAAGUUUGGCAACUACUUUGCUGCGUUCCUUAUGGCUGGUGGAGUGGCGAUUGUAGCCAGUCUCGUCCCAUUUCUUCUUGUUUGUGUUAAACAAGAUCAAAAGGAGAACUUUGAUGAUGAUGUUGAAGAGACAGUACACCCAGGUCAGAUAGAGGAUGCGGACAACACCGAACUGAAGUCCAGAGGUUUCUCUCAUGACUCCGCGAUAUCUGUAAUUGGUAGAGAUCGUCUAAGAAGGUCUUCCUCAUUCGCUUUAGCCUUGGAUAGUCCUAUCUUUUAG